AUGUCAGGGGUAGAAUUGACAGGCCUCUUUGAGAAGGCUAAGGAACUGGACCAACUGAAGAAGGAUCAGGAGGAGGUCCUGGGCGAGAUCAACAAAAUUCACAAGAAGCUCCAAAACAGUAAGCUAGUUUCUUCCCUCCCCCGCCUCUCUCUCUCUCUCUCUCUCUCUCUCUCUCUCUUACUCCCUUUUCAUGGGACUGACUUUUUGUGGAAAACUGUUACAUUCCCGUAGGGACAUCUUGAAAUCCCCAAAGCUUUGUCCACCUUCAACAAGGCGCUCUGAAUCUCUUCUAAAACCUCUUUAUUGAAUUCAGAAAAAACUUUUUGGGCUAGGGAUAAUGGCCAUAGGAAUAUCCCGGUGCAGGGUUUGAAAUGGAGUUAGAUCAACCAAGCUAGCAUUUCUUACUCUCAAGUUUCAGUUAACCUUGCCGAAGAUCAGCCAUUUUAGUGAGAAAGCUAAUUUUUUUUCUGAAUGGUGAAAACAACUCAAUGAAACAGAGUCCCGGAAAAGAAGCGAUAGACCAGUUAAAUUAGAAAGAAUCCACUUGAAAACGGGAUAGAUGACUAUGUAACUUUUGAUUGACACUCGACUAGCUUUCACACGAUGGCUAGUCUUAAGAUGUGGAAAGCUCGGAUGAUAAAGUCACAAUUGAGGAAAGUUUUCUUGGAGGGUAAUCUGGGAAGGAAAAAUUUAUAAGGCACAGAUGAAGUGAUCAAGCAGAAGCAGAUUGGCUUAUAAUUCUCUUCUUGGGGAGUGCACGGAGAUUAUAAAUUUUAUGUAGAUGCACUGAGAUCUCUGGGAGGAAAUGUCUCGUCCUGGGGCUUAUCAAUUUUGGGAGAUAGCUUAGGAAUAUUUUAUGGUUAACAGUUUUGGGCUACCACUAUUUGACUAAGCCUUGCUAGUGCAUAUGUGGAGUAUUUGGUGAGUAAAUUUCAUAAGAAAUGAAGGAGCGGACAAUCAAAGCACUCUAAGUUGGUGGAAGAGGGGGUCUAUCCAAGAAUAUUGUAUCAUUCUUGGCUACCCACUUCCUCUUUGUCUUUGAUACCCUAGAAUAAUAGGAAAAUAGUUGAGGUAAUAAAAAAAUCGUCCUUCUAGAAAGCAGGAGGUAAGGAGCGGAAAUUGUGCAUCUACUAAAUGGGGAUAGGAUUGGGCUGUAUCGGUGUUUUACACAGCUUCGGUAGCAAUGUGUCUGUGUGUUUGGGGGAGUGGUAGAUGCCACAUAGUCAAAGAUUAUGAAGCUACCCUACUGGACGGGGAGAAUAUCAUUGUAAGAUUCAAUUUCUAGUCACUUCUGUCACCGUUGUGUUGAAACAGUUUUUGGGAAUUCGAUUGCCCCAACAAUCAGACAAUAAAUUUUGCUCGUCUAAAAAUUACUUGUAUUAAAAUGACAACUUGCAAGCUUUUACUUUUUGUUGUUAUAGAUGGAGGGAAAAUUUGAUGUUUGCCUAUUUCUCUGAAAAAUUUUAUCAGCUGUGACGGAAAGUGGAAGAACAAUAUACCAUGUGCAAUUGAAAAUCCUGUUGAAGUAAGAUGGCUAGUAUAGUUUAGGAGAGGGCGUGGAUUUGGUGCAAUAUGAGAAUCCGUUUAAGGACAGCUGAAAUAUUCCGAGCUUAGAACUGAACCUUGGGGGAGAGGGGACGAAAAAAUGAAGAUGGGAGUCCUGAACAUUGAAUCUCUGUUUUCUGUUGGCUCCUUGAUGAAGAAAUACAAUUGCGGAGUAUCCACAGUUUGGUGGUAAACAAUGUGUGGGUUCAGCCUUGCUGAUGAAAUCGAAUAUGUCCUCCAAAGUUGUGAUGUCCAAUCAUGAAAAUGAUCUUAUGCAUUAGAAGGAACUGUGGACCUCUGAUUUGUAGUCUUUGACCUUAUUUAGUUAAUAUAGAGGUCAUAAUUUUUUUUGAUUUUGAACAUCCAAUAGGAGAACGAAGACGUUGCUUUUAAACAAGUUAAAAUGAUGUAAGUGUCCCAUAUGUUCUACCUGCAUUCCUAGGGAUAAAUUGAUUGCAAAGGAAUAAGAAAUUCAUGGACUAUGCAACGAAUUUGGGUUUUCUGGGAGAAUGGUCAAGGCGAUGAUUGACUAGUCGAAUGAAGCUUUUGUUACCAGCUCAUGUUUAGCUUUUGCCUUUCCACGUAAGCUUUGGGUUUCUCAUUUAAUUGUUUAUUAAAUGCUGCUCGAUUAUGUUGCUGGAUAGGAGAGGAAAUGAUUUUCUGGGGAUACGAAUUCAUUCUGUCCUGUAUCUCUAGUUAUAUUUUGUAAUUGCUUUUCCAGUGGGGGUAAAGCAAAUGAUAUUAUUCAUAUUAUUCUUUAAAAAGAUAAUGGGUUGUUAUUGUCUUCAGAAGGAACGGAAUUCUAGUUUUUUGGCUGAAAAAAUGAAACAGUAUUGUUUCGGGCAGGCAGGAGCACCAGUGUGGAAUGCUUUGUCUUGCUUUUGUUAAAGGACUGUGAUCAUCAUACAAACUGUCACUAAGUCUGUUUGCUUUCGCACUAGUGGUGUUACCUCUAACUAAGAACCUCCUGGAAUGAUUUCUUGGAGAGAGUCAUUGCUGUUAAUAAAAAUUAUACAAGGUAGAAGAAAAAGUGGCCCUCUUUCAGUGAGUAGGUGACAAGGAACUUUGAAGGGAAAUUGGAUGCUCAGUCAAUAGGCGAGGUGAGCUCCUAUGAUCAUCGAAUUGCUGUCAAUAAGAGGUUUAUCAGAGGACGAUAGUGAAGUUGUGGUUCAUGCUAUUCCUCUCAAUGAGGCCUCUAGUUUUCUAACCCAUUCAACUUUGGACAUGUGGCACUACCGGAUUACCUGGCUAAUUUAUGUGGGAACUGAAGUGCUGCAUUAAGAUUCAUGUAAUGAUUGCUAAUCUUACCAAUUUCCUUUUAAUAUAAAUUUUAUUGUUUGUAUCUUCGUUCUUCUAUGCAAUCCUAUCCUAAUUUGGAGGUACCUCCCAAUGUGGCCAUUAAAUUUUAAAAGACACAAUUUAUCUGUUUCAUAUGAUCCUCUUAGGAGAUUCCACCUGUGUUUUUUCGUUUCUUAGUAUUUGUCCUGUUUACUUCACUUCUUGUAAUGAUCAUGUUCCAUGAACUCAAUGUUGCAUAUGUGUACUAGCAUUAGUUUUCUGUUUAAUUCUUAUUAAAAAUCCUGACUAUCUGUGUUGCUCCUUUAUUUUGGUCCUCCCAUGUUUUUUUUACUAAAUAUGUGAUUUUCUGGUUAUUCUCAUAUGGUAAUCCAGCUCAGGACGUGAGUGAAAAGUCAGGUGACACCAUGUUACUGAAAUUACGGGCCUUGUAUACUCGUGCCAAAGAGCUGUCAGAUAGCGAAAUAAAGUAUGCCUUCCUUCAUUUCUGACUAUUGCUGAUGAGAUGCAUAUUGUGUUGUCAUUGGUUCUUGAGCGCUUAAUUUUUCGUAACUGUACAACUCAAUGUCCUACUAAGACUCUUCUAUCUUUCAAUGGUGUAGAAAUAUUUUUGAUGUGUGCCUAAGAAUGUAACAUUUAUAGAAGAUGCUCGUGUACAUUUAGCUUAGUUAUUGUGUCCUUCCCGUCUAAUUUUUUGAAGAACAAAGGAACUAGGCAUUUUGGCUAGUUUCGAAUGAAGCUUCAAAAUUUACUCUUGGAUGGAACUUCUUCCUGGGCCAUAAAGAAAUGCUUGAUUUUUACUCCAAAUCUAUUCAGCUGUGGUGUAAAUUAAAAUUUUAGCGGCUGUAAGAUUAUAACCAAAAUGUAACCAAUGGGACGAAUAUAAUGGGAUGCCAUUUGUGGAAGUUAGCUUUGUAGAUUGGAGCAACAUUACGUUUUUCUACCACCUUUUGCUACACUAUGUUUAUCUCUAUAAAUUGGACUCUUGUCUACCACCUGCCGCUAAUCAUAUGCAAAAAUGUAUGGGUUGUUUUUCUGGUGUAACUUUUUUCCUUUAUUUGUGAUCUAUUGUUUGUAUGGAUCUGUGCUGGGCCAAUGCUCUCUACACCUGAAAACAAUUCCCUUUCAAAGAAUAUUAUUCUCUGCCUUGUAUUGUUACUAAUUUUGACAGUACACCUCACUGUGUUUGUUUCUGAAUAUCAUGCUUAAUUUUUGAUUAUUCAAAUGAGUACUUGAAAUAUUGAAAGAACUCCGCAAAAAUAUGAAACGAGGGAAUUUUGUUGUCACGGUGAUAUUUGAAUAAUAUCCAUUUGCUGACUUGAUUCAUAUCACCAGCUGUCUGGAAAAUUCCCCACAAGGUGCUCUGGUAAUGACUCAUGUUGCAGAUGGCUUAUGUCUCUAGAAUAAGUGAAUCAACUAAAUAUGUAUAAUCAUUCCAUUUCUAUAACUGAGCUAGAAUAUGGUUAUUAUAUGUAGAUAAUUUAUUUUAAAGGCCGCGAAUAUUCUUAAAUUUGGAAGUUAUUUUAUAUUUGGUGUUAUAUUUUUCAUCUGUUUCAUCAUUAACGUUCGUUCAUUUGGUGUCUGCGUUAUUUGGUUUUCCCAAAAGUGCAGUUAUAGAAGAUAUCCCUAAGUUCUUAUUAUGUUUUUUUAUAACAGUGCUUCGGGAGUAUUAAUUGAGAGAUUGGAUUCUCUGCUACACACUGGGAUGACCGCAGCACAAAGAAAGAAGAUAGGUAGCUUUAAAUAGACGUUUUGUUAUAUAUUUUUGUGUUGACCUGUCAUACAACUUAUGUGGUGGAGAUUGCUGUAAUUUAGUACUUGUCUAUGGUGCAGUUAGGAACUUCUUUCAACAUCUUCAUAAUAAUACGUCUAUUUAUUUGUUUGCUACUAUCCUACAGAUUCUCUUGUCCUUGAUUGAUUCUUUCUUAAAAGGGUGAACUUACUAUUGUUUCAAGGCUUCUUUUUUUGUACUUCUUCAGGCUUCCUAAUUACUCUCUCUUCCCUUCUCAUUUAAGAGCCCUGACGCUCUUUGAGAUUUACUCUAUUUCUUAUCUCCCUGACGUUGCAGCAGUUAACCAGUUUUUCGUGCUUUGGUUUGUUGUUGAGAUGUACCCAUGAAUAUUCAAUGAGGUGUACAUGAGAAGGAUGAAAUGAUUUGGUGUCGGCGUAUUCAAUAUAUGUGACCUGUCCAGCAUUUUUGUGCUCUUUUCCCAAUUAUCCCUGAUAUUUCUUCCUGGGGGAUGAUCCCGUGCAUUGCUGCCUUUCACGUACACAGAGAUAAUAAAACUUGUUGAUUUUUCUUUCAAGCCGACAGCAAAAAAGCAUUAUUUAUGGUAUCACUUAAGAUGAUUUGUUUGUAUGAUACUCCAAGGAUAUUAAAGGAGUAGAAUUCCAUAUGAUAGGCAUGCUAUCAUUAGUUCAUUGAGAAGUAUUUGAGCAUUGUAGUCGCUUUUGGUUGUUUCUCUCUUUUUCUUCAUAGGAGUAAUUCUAUCCCGGAUUUCUCUUGUUACAUUUCAUUAAGAUGAAAAUGGUGACGGUGGUGCUUCAGUAUUUGAUAACUUUAAAAUACAUGAUGGAACUUGGCUAUUUAGUACAAUAUCACAAAGAAGCUGUCAUCUUCUAGAUUGUAAAUUAAUCACAUGCUAAGGUUUAUCCAGGUCUGAGUCCAUGUCUCAUGCUUUCCUUUAAAUCGUCACAAUGCUCUGGUCAAAAUUUUGGAAGAACUGUGAAAACCCUUGUUAAAAAUUUACUACUUUCGGUAUCAUUUAGAGUAAUCCUGAAGGGAUUAAAAGUUAUCUAGGUUUAGGAGAUAUACUUCUUGUUUUGAAGAAAAAGUAGCAAUGAUUUGAGUAUCAUUUUCUCUCAGCAAAAAGGAUGAUGCCACCUACCUUUGUUGUUUUUAUAACCUUGAGAGCGAAAGACAGCUGAAAGGUAUUUUGCAGAAAGUUGUACCAUAUGUAUCUAGAGAUACAUGAGAUCUAGCACAAUGUCAGGAUGCAUUUAGAUAACUGGAGGUAAAGAUAGAUCUGGCGGACACGAAGGGAAGAGGUAUCAUCCUAUAUGUCGUAGUUAUCAAUACAUUUGACGAGUUCUGCUCUAAAAGCUUUAGGGAUGCAUUGGUGCUAUGAGACUGAAGGAGAUGAUACCAGGUUUAUGGUACUCACAGGAUGGGAGAGGAAUGAGCUGUCAAAAAAACCAGAUCUCUGCCAGGUAGUCUCCAUCCCCUACCUCAAUACAAUGGAUGACUGAAUUUUUCUCAACCUAUUGAAGUAUCUAUGGUUGAGAGGAUGAACUUGAACAACGUUAUGCAUGCUCAGUGCAGCAUUCUCUUUUUUCUUCUUAGACAAAGGUGGAAAGAACAAGUCCUAGGAUGGGUGCAACAAGCUGCAUGAUGAUUCCAUACUUGCCUGGAGAAACAAAUGCAUUCAACUUGAGUCAAGUGUUGAAGGUGUUCAUCUGUUAAACGUUUGAUAGCAGAUGCAGCCUUUUACAGGUCUUGCCAGGGUCUCUUGACUUGGCCAAGGUUACUUGGUAUUCCCUUGCUUAUAUAAAUUACCAGCAAUUUCCACCAUAUCUCUUCCAAGUUUGGGUAGCAAUAGUAAUCGAAGAGCAAAGCAUAUAGGAAUGAAGAAUACUCGUGAAAACGCAUGGUAGAUUGAAGAAUGAGGUUGAAAAUACUCGUGAAUUUUGGAGAAUACUCGUAAAGAAGACAGUCUGAUGUGGAGAUUGUAAUUAUUAGAUACACAGCAAAUAUGUCUAUCUAUUGGCCAAUCUAGAUUGAAUUGCUGGGGGGGGCGGGGGAGGGGGGUGGGCUUCAUUCUAAACCAACUUUAACUCGGAUCCGUGGAUCUCCAGUAAAACUAGAUGGAAAUUCAGUGAAACUAGACUGGUAAUCAAAAUUAGAGAAGGAUUUGUGAAAAUGUGUCUUACCUACUUGAUAUGCUAUUUGAUAGUGGAAAAAGCAAAUGAGAUAAAUGUGUGGUGUGAAAAAAGUUGGACAAGUAGAUACUAGUGGAUAAUCAACGUCUAUGAGCUAUUAUUUACUUUGAAUCUAAAACGACCCAAAGAGAUCACAGCUCCAGAAGAAGUUACAGCAUCAAGGCUGUAACUUCUGUAAAAUAAAUUGUUGUUGCAAGUUGCUCUUGUGACGAUGGCAGCUGUUACCGUAUGAGCUACAUAAAUCAAAGCACUUACUGGAGUAGGGUCCUCGAUAGCAUCAGGUUAGUUGUUAAACCUGUUGCAGGUUCAAAGCAGACAAAGUCCUAAAAGUGAAGCAUGAUGGUGCUUGGAGGUUGACUCGUGUAGUUUUCAAUCACUGUCCAGAAGAAUGGUGGAUCAACCAUUAUUCAGAGCGAAUCAUGGUUAAUUUUUCUCUGUCUGCGUUCUACCUCAUUUGAAUUCUGUAGCCUCCUCUUUUCUAUUUCUUGUCGUUUAUUCUCCUUCUUCGGUUGUCCUCCAACUUUCAACAGGACAGUCCAGGAGUCCUUUUCAAGAGUCUGGGCAGGGUGGGCUUACUUGAGUAUGAUAUGACAAUUCCUAGUUGUUUACCGUUUUUCUUCCAUUUUUAAUGUUGAAAAUGAAUAAAUGGAACUGUUCUAAUGAACAAUUAACACUGUAUUUAUACAAACGUAAGGAUGGGCUGUUGAGGCUUUUCCGUGAGAGUUUCUCAUGAAUGCAAUCUAUGUACAAAGGGAAGGAUCAACCAUUAAGGCUUUUCGUAGGCAAUGAACCUCCUAAUCUAUCUUGCAAACGGAAUAAAUCAGGAAGCCUUGUUCGUCACAGUUUUCUCAUCUUCUAUUUAUUUAUCUUAACAUUCGUCUACGGAUCCUACAAUCUAUAUAAAAUAUCUUAGGCUGUUUGACAUUAAUCGGCACUGAAAUCGCCUUUCUGAAAAAAAUUCUUGACCCUAACCCUCAAAACAGUUUGCAUUCAUCUUUCUCUAUCUUCGAGCUACACUUCUGUUGUUUUGAUCCUUCCAUUCCUGUUCCACUGCAGAAGUUAAUGAGCAGAAAAAGAAGCGCAUUAAGCAAGACACAGAUGUUUCAAGAACUCAGUCUGCCACUAUCAGAAGCCAAAUAGAUCCUAAUACUUUGAUGGGUGAACAGGUAUUGAUUUUAGCGACGUACAUUAAUGUUUUCCAGGAUUCUCCAAAAUGGCUAUUUAUAUGUUCACUGACAAAUGUAGUUAUUUUAAGACCCCUUUGCUUAUGUAAUUUUCUUCGUUAAAAUUUUGUAUAUUUUCUCCUGUUUUUCUCUGACGCUUGAAUUUUUCAUGAAAUUUUUUGUUAUCAUGAACUUCUAUUCACUAGAAUUAAUGUAUUAGGAAACAAAAACAAUCAGUUUACUGAGAGGUAGCUUGCAAUUAUGAUGGUAUUGUUGUCUUUAAAGUGUUGUUUAUGUAAUGGGGUAGCCAAGUUUCCCAAGGCAUCUAGCCUGCGAAGGACAUUCUCCAGCGAAACAAAAAGAAUGUCUUGAUAUAUCUGGAUUUCUAACUUUUUUGGCAGUGAAAGUGAUUUAUUUACAAGAUGCUGAGUUGUACAUGUUUUGCUGUGCGUUACUGUCGAAACUGAGAAGAUCCAGAAAUUGUAUUGCCCAAGUGGCGCUGGUCUUGUCUAUAUGUGAAGUGAUGUGUGCAGCUGGGACAUCGUAGUAUGCUUCUCAGCAUGCUCUUUUAUGUUUGAUGAAAUUUAAUCAAUUUUUUUCCUAGUUCUGGUGGUGGUAAUUUUAAAUGAUGCCGCUUUAUUUCCUUUCUUAUCAUGGUGUAUGUAAUAAAGGAUUGUGACGAACCAUAUUCAUUGCUUCAAUGAUCCCAGGUUGCAGCUAAGGUUACUGAAGAUGCUGAAAAAUCUGAGUGGUUCAUUGUAAAAGUAAUGCAUUUUGAUAGGGAGGCAAAAGAGUAAGUAAUGUGUCAUGUUGCAAACAUAUAGUGUUCAUAUUUCAUAUAGAGAUAUUCUCUGUUUCUUUUGACGUCAUUUUCUAGUUCUAGGUAACUUAUUUUUUAUGGAUUUCAUCUCAUCCUCUUGGUUGUUCAGUAUGAAUAUUUUAGCCUCAUGAUACAGUGCAAAUUAUAGAAUAACACAUUGAGAGAACCUAGAGACUAAGUUCCGUGAUUCACAUUCUAAGAGAGAAAAAUAAGGGAAUCUGAUCUCUAAAUACUUAUUUUCUGAAAGAUUCUCAUGACGUGAUGGUUGGUUUUAUAUUGUUUGAUGGGCCAACGCUUUGAGAAUCGCCAUGCACUGAUAUCAUCUUUUCUACUUAUGGAAUCAUAUUGCCUUCUGUUCGUAUCCUCAUGAAUUGAAAAGCUUCAUAGUUUUGUGUUGUUUGUCGUACAGUUUUGGAAAAACUAUUACUUGAGUUAUUAUUAUACAGGUUUCACUUUAGCCAAAGAAAUAUGAAAUUAUUUUAAAUUAUUUUCAUUUCGAUACAAAAAAUUAGGGUCAUUGGUUUUCAUUUUGCAUACGCAUGCCAUGUCGAUUAUUAGAAUUUUAUAAGAGGUCCGAGAAAGAUUAGGAGUUUUUUUGUGUCUAGAAACAUAGGAAGCAGUUUUUAUGUUAUCUAACUCUUUUUGAUGCAUACUUGCAGAUUCGAAGUUCUUGAUGAGGAGCCUGGGGAUGAUGAAGAGCCAAAGUACCUUCUAACACACUUUAUUAGCAUUAGUGUACUUUCAUGAAACUUUCUCCUCAUAUGACACUGACGUUUUAUAAGUGAUUUUUACCUCCAUGAAACUGAUAAGAACCUAGAUCAAAGAACUACGAAUAAUUCGUAUUAGAUGAAAGAAACAAUCUCUACAACAGAAAUACCAAAGAUAAAGUACAGUAAAAGAACCCAGAACAGAUGGAGGGUUGCAUACAACCCUAGAAGCCAGAACAGAUGGAGGGUCGCAUACAACCCUUCCAACCCUUUCUCGUAGAUGCACGAGAUACUAACACCGAUUUUCCUCCCCCUUCCUUCCUGAUCCACCCAUCCUUAUAUCCUCUCUUUUCCCUCUCUUAUUUAGGCAGUUAGUCUCCUGUCAUAACUGCUCCUGCCAUAACCGCUCUUUGCCAUAAUUGUUCCUUGUCAUAUUGUUCAUUGCCAUAACUGUGCCUUCCCUCAAUCAUGCUAACCGUUAUUGACUUAUUGGGGGCUUUGGGCCUUCUUCCUUCUAGCAUAUGUGCGUGAAGCCUUAUCAGAAACUUUUCGUCAUUAACUUUAUUGCCAUCUAUUUUUACUUCUUUAUUGGCCAAAUAUCCAAUACCUCUGAAUGGUGGCUUGUUAUGCCCAUGCAAUGCUUGUUGACGGCAGGCCAGGAGGAAAUUUUAUGGGUUCAAUAGGUAUGGGGAUCCUGAAGCAAAGGUUCAAAGGCUUGCUAGUUGGGCUUGCUUGUCCUAAGGUUCAAUCAUGCCUGUGAGGAAAUAGAAGCCCUCAGGUCCUGUUUAAAAAAAUCACAUUCGAGUCACUUUCUAGAAAAUUACAUCACAAAAUUGUAGAUGAUGAGACUACCCUUCCAAGAAAAUACCAGGAUACCGAAUGUAGCAUGUUCAUCUUUCAGGGUUAUGGUUUCCAGAUGGAUGGAUAAUAGCUGCAGCUCCUGUCCCAGUGGAUCUAACAGAAGCCAAAAAGCUGCUUAAUCUUUCUAAAUGAUGAUUUUUUUAACGAAAUAACUCUUCUAAAGAAUAAUAAGAAUGUAGCAAGUAUUUCGGUGCAUAAAUGUGUAGAUAAUCUUACCUGUGAGUCUUUCUUGUGCAAUGAAAUCUUGUUUCUAGGAUCCAAAUGAUAAGGGAGAUCCCAUGCUUGGAGGAGGAUACUAAUUACAUUUUAGUUAAUAAUGAUGGAUAAGGGUCCUGACGUUCCUUCCCAGUCUGAUCUUCUGAUUGUUUUGUCAAUGAUUGUGCUAUCAAAUUAGGUUAAUUUUAAUAUGACUCGUCAUCGCCUAUACGCUAUUGAAGUCGUGGGAGUAACCAGAUCUUGGGUUUCUUCUCUGCCCUCAGUAAAAACUAUGAUUGAGUUCUGUCUUCUCCUGGUGUACUCCCUAAUAUAGUUUGCUGACGAUGCGCAUCAAUCAUUUUGUUCUGCUGGAUACUUAAUAUAGCUCUCAGCUCUUAAUGAUUUUCGGUAGAAAAUAUUGUGUAACUAAGAUCAACCUGUUUGUUCGAGCACCUCCCCAUUGACUAGAGAAUUUCUUCAUUUGAUUAUGUUUUUUUUCAAUUUUUCAGGAGAUAUAAGCUACAUAUGUCACGCAUUAUUCCAUUUCCUAAGAGAGGGGACAUCUCUAACAUUCCUGAUUAUCCCUCUGGAAAGCAUGUUCUGGCGGUCUACCCUGGUACUACAGCUUUGUAUAAGGCAACUGUGGUACCAAAUCCCCAUCGGAAGGUAGACACUUACAUCUCAUUUUUCUUUGUUAUCUGUUUAGAUAUCUAGACGCCCUUGAUUGAAAAUGCAUGUGUGGGUGUAAACCUGUUAUAUUGUGACUAGAUUAGUAUCCACAUGUUAUGGUUUCCUUGGGAUUGCCACACUUUCUGGUAUGAACAGUGGUAAUAUUUCUUUGAGCAAAGGUGGUGAGCUAUAGCGUGUACUUUUCUUCUGACAGAAUAUUUACCAUUCUUGAUAUUUGUGUUUGGCCACCUUAUUUCUGUUGUAUAUAUUUCUCCAUGCCUGUGCCUUCGGCUAUAUUUCCCCCAAGCCUUUGUUAUCCAGUGUCUUCUUCUUAACUAGACUGUACAAUAUAUUCGACUUUUCAAUUUUUCCUUCCGAACCCACUGUAGCCAAGAAGUUCCUGAGCUGAUCUUCGUCUUGAUCUCAGUAUACCUAGAGCCAUGGUAAUAGUGGCAAACAUAUUUUUUUAUCUAGAAAAAAAGAUGUAAAAGUCUGCAUUGUAUGUCUGACUUUUCUGCUUCUAGAAACAGUUUUCCAAAGAUCUAGAUUCUGAGGCAUGGACCUGGUCAAAAUAAUUUUUAUCUUUCUUUCCCCGACACUGAACGGCCUUGACUCUGGUCAACAGAUUCUACAGAAUUCACCUUUUGUUGCUAAACCUUGUGCCUGCUGUGGACUCAACACCUUCAGCAUGCAUUCUCUGCAUGAUGUUACUGGGAGGAAAGAUACACCAGCUGAAGAGCAUAAAGACCUGUGGGCAAAUUGCUUUUUUGAAUAGAGUCAUUAGCCUUUGUCGUUCUAAGAUUCAAAGGACUAAAACUGACAGCAGAAGGGUUUCCAACCAGGGCAGGGCUCCUGUUGUGAGAGCUUUUAUGGAAGGCUUGUGUUAUCACAUUUCUGGAACUGGAGGGAUGAAUAUUCACCCACCCUUUGAUUCAUGAUAUGGGUGUCAUCUGAUUAUUAUCCAUAAUAAAAAGGAAUAACCCCGGGCUUUGACAUUUUUCUGGAGAAGUGAUGUUACGUUGACAUCUUAAAUUGGUAGUGCCCAUUUACUUUAAUGAAGUUAUAGUUGACAUCUGCAUCUGGUUUCUUUCCCAUUUGGCUGAAUUCCCAUUGUGUUUACAUUUGAAAUUCAUCUUUACUUGAUAUGCACUUUACGAUGCUCCACUUGCCGUAUUGGCACAACUAGAAACAGUUCACCAUACUAAUCAACAUGCUCUCCACAUGUUGCGGGGCUUCUCCAACUGCUGCUCAAAAUUUCAGAAGAAAACUGAUGAGUAAGUAUAUUCUUUUUUCUCACGGUACAAUAAUUCCUAGUUUCGGAGAUUUUAAAUUCUGGCCAGAAAUUAUCACUUAAAUGUAUCUCUCAAGAUUAUUUAGUUGUCUACGGUGCAUAUAUUGCUCAAUACUUCCUCUUUUUUUAGGGUUUUUAUUUUAUUAAAUUUACUAUAAACAUAACCCUGAAUAAUGUAUGAUCCAACUUCGGUUGAGAAGUCGCGAAAAGAAACACAAAUAUGAACCAGCUUGAGAGGAGAGGAAGAAAAAGGGCCCUUUCCUAGUUCUCAGAAUCCUGAGAAAGCUUAAUGCAUGUAAACAAAUCGGUGAGCAAGCUAUGACAAACUUGGUACAUUAGCAUUGGAUCCGAGUUAUAUGCGUCUGGAGAUGCCUUUAGAAAAAUAUACUUCGACAUUCACCUUUGUGUUGACACUUGUCGCCUAUUUCUUGUUGUUUUUGGAACCACUCACUACCUACCGUUACUGCUCCUCCCAUUGCAACCACCACCCCUCUCAACUUGCAUAUCCACGUGUACAAAGUUGAAGUCCGGCUAACAUUCUGGCGUCUUCAUCAGAAACACGAAAAUAUUUAUUGAUGAAACCACACUUUAGAGGUUAAACCAAAAAUCUGAUGGCAUGAUUAUCCUUUUAGGUUAUGAUUUUUCUUCAAGGAUGUAACUAAUAGGAGAGGCUUUUAGGCAGUUAACUUGUGUAUAGCAUGUCUUUUUCUCGUUUCGUUUUCCUUCAGUAUCUUCAAAGUUCAGUAAGGAAGAGUGGAAAACUAUAUUGUGACAGCUGUCUAUCAAAAGAUGUUUGCCAUCAUCAUCAUUAUCAUCAUCAUCCUCCAAAUCCCAACUUGUAGUGGUCUCCAUGUUGAUCUUGUAGAUACCAAGCUCCACAACGUUUACCAGUCCUCCAGCAUAGUCAUCUCAUAUGUGACUUCCUCACAGACCAUUUAGUAUGCUCAUUUUAUCUACUUCUUAUGACUAGUUGUGGAAUGGGUAUUUUCUCACUAUUUUUUUCUGAGUAGUUUAUUGAUUUUUUUCCGUGAUCCUUGUACCCAUCAUGGUGUUUAUGGCACCUCCACUUCAUGUUCUAGAUAUCCUUCUCUUUAUAUCAAUCUCCAGAUAUUGUCAAUCUUUGAAUAAAUCUAGCAGAGUAGUUUACUGUUUUUUACCUUGAUCCUUGUACCCAUCUGGGUGUUUAUGGCACCUCCACGUCAUGUUCUAGAUAUCCUUCUCUUUAUAUCAAUCUCCAGAUAUUGUCAAUCUUUGAACAAAUCUAGCAGAGUAGUUUACUGAUUUUUACCGUGAUCCUUGUACCCAUCAUGGUGUUUAUGGCACCUCCACUUCAUGUUCUAGAUAUCCUUCUCUUUAUGUCAAUCUCCAGAUAUUGUCAAUCUUUGAAUAAAUCUAGCAGAGUAGUUUACUGAUUUUUUUCCGUGAUCCUUGUACCCAUCACGGUGUUUAUGGCACCUCCACUUCGUGUUCUAGAUAUCCUUCUCUUUAUAUCAAUCUCCAGAUAUUGUCUAUCUUUGAAUAAAAUUUGAAAAAUAAUUCAUUCUUCUUACGUUUUGCAGUUACCUGCUUGAAUUUGAUGACGACGAGGAAGAAGAUGGGUCCCUACCUCAACGCAAUGUGCCAUUCUACAGAGUCGUCCCGUUUCCAGAAGGGCAUCGGCAGUGA
Messenger RNA from Spirodela intermedia, 14151 nucleotides. The record is from the annotation of a GenBank genome assembly. Lineage: Eukaryota; Viridiplantae; Streptophyta; Magnoliopsida; Alismatales; Araceae.